CGACCGGCUCCAAGCCUUCACGCCCCCUCCCCCUUCCCUUUCACCUGAGGGACUCAGAGGACACUGCGGAAGGUAUUUCGAUGAAGAAUAUACUUGCAGAAAAAAUAAAAUCAAGGAAAGAUAAAUCAGAAAUCUUCAUCUUAGAACUAUUCUCUUGAUAGGAUUUGCAAAGAAGCGUUGAACCAGACGGGAUUGGAUCUUCUACACGGAAACGUCACCGAAACAGUUACCAAUGUAUCACUGAAGUUAAUUGAAUUGUUUUAGAAAGUCGUCAUGGGAGGAGCUGUGAGUGCAGGAGAAGACAAUGAUGAUUUAAUUGAUAACUUAAAAGAAGCACAGUAUAUACGCACUGAGAGAGUGGAACAAGCCUUCAGAGCUAUCGAUCGUGGUGAUUACUAUUUGGAAGGCUAUAGGGACAAUGCAUACAAAGACUUGGCUUGGAAGCAUGGAAAUAUACAUUUAUCAGCACCUUGCAUUUAUUCUGAAGUCAUGGAAGCAUUGAAACUUCAACCAGGAUUGUCUUUUCUUAAUCUGGGUAGUGGAACCGGCUAUUUAAGCACAAUGGUGGGAUUAAUAUUAGGGCCUUUUGGAAUAAAUCAUGGAAUUGAACUUCAUCAAGAUGUAGUAGAAUAUGCCAAGGAAAAACUGGAGAGCUUCAUAAAAUAUAGUGAUAGUUUUGAUAAAUUUGAAUUUUGUGAACCAGCUUUUGUUGUUGGAAACUGCUUGCAAAUAGCAUCAGACAGUCAUCAGUAUGAUCGGAUUUACUGUGGAGCAGGUGUACAAAAAGACCAUGAGAAUUACAUGAAAAUCUUAUUAAAAGUUGGAGGUAUCCUCGUUAUGCCAAUAGAAGACCAGAUAUCAAAGGGCUUUUCUACGCUGACGCAAAUUCUGAGAACUGGACAGAAUACUUGGGAAAGCAAAAACAUCCUUGCUGUUUCUUUUGCUCCACUUGUGCAACCAAGCAAGAGUGACUCUAGCAAAAAUGACACAGUGGGAUUGCCACCAUGUGCUGUUAGAAAUCUACAAGAUUUGGCUCGUAUCUACAUUAGGCGUACUCUUAGAAACUAUAUAAAUGAAGAGAUGCAAGCCAAGGGUAUUACUCAGAAGCUUCCACCAAAACGUAAGCGCAGAAAAUGCCGUAGGCGCAGGAUUAAUACAUAUGUGUUUGUAGGCAAUCAGCUCAUUCCUCAACCUCUAGAUAGUGAAGAGGAUGAAAAGAUGGAAGAAGACAACAAAGAAGAGGAUGACAAAGAACACAAUGAAGCUUUGAAACCAGAGGAACCGCCACGAAAUCUGUUGAGGGAAAAAAUUAUGAGUUUACCACUCCCUGAAUCAUUGAAAGCCUACUUGACAUACUACAGACAGAAAUAAUUUUAACAGAAUAUGAUAAUGUCUACUUGAUAGUUCCAUAAUUCUUGAAAUGUAGCAUUUACAAAGAAAUACAGGGACAAAUACCCAUAGUCUUUCAGCAAGCAAGCAAGAUGCAGUGGUGAAAUGAAACAUGAUUUGUCUUAACUGUGCUACAGCGACUUGCAUACAGUAGUAGAUUCCUAUUUUAAAUUCACUUGAUGCUUUUUUUUCCAAAACAAAAAAAAAUCUCUUUUAACCCUGAUAGAAAUAUAGUCCAAAGCAGUAUAUGUCACUAAUUAAGAAUCUGAAUGAUAAAUCUUUUUUGCUCCAUUGCAGAUUUGUAUUGAUGAGAGUUAGAUAAAUGUUGUAAUUGUGAAUAAUUGAGCAACUAUGCUGAGAAAUCAGUAGGGACUGUCUACAUUAAUCCAUGUAAGUUCUUGAACAUGCAGACAGUUCUGUUCUUAUACUGAAUUGGAACCCUUAAUUUUGUCAUCGCUAUAUUGCAAUCAUUGUUACUAUGCUGAUGUGAAUGUAUUCUGAGGAAUACAUGUGUGCAAUAACUGUGCAGACACUGAAUGAAACACGAACAUUCAAGUUGAGGAAUGUCAAAUGGCCCUACUAUAUUUCUUUCUAUAUCUCUUGCCAAAAGAUCUCAAGAAAAAUGAGUGCUUCUCUCUCAGAGCCUUAAGAAAACAUUGCAUCAACUAUACACUUUUUAAAAUGUACUACAACCCAUUUUCUUUAACACCAGCCUAUGAUAGUUAUAAAAUAUUUCUCAACUUUCCAGCAUUCACAGAAAAAAAAAUCUUUUUAAAGUUCGUGGUACAGAAAACCUGUUUCAUAUAUUAAAGAUUGUAAUUUAGGUUUUUACUGUUAUAUUUACUACUUUAUAGAGUAGAAUAAACAAAAAGUUGAGCUUGCAUUGCUUUAUUUGCUUAGUUGUAAUGGUAAAUUUUAAGGGUUUUUUCAGAAGGUGCACUUUUAAGUGGAUUCUGUUCCUUAUUUAAUGAAGAUAAGGCAAGGCAAGUAGUUCCUACAUUUGCUGUUGAUACUCAUCCUUCUGGAAACCAAUUACAUUGCAAGCGUGGGAACAGACAUUGCUCGAAUAUUGUUCCAUCUGACAUUUUUCAUUAUUCAGUGACAUUGUUUGGUUUUUUUAAAAUCUUUUUGCAUGAUGGAAUAUGUAAUUUCUACUAGCCUUAUCAUAUUAAUACUUAAUGUUAAAUAUCAGUGAGAAAGAGUUCAGGAUAUGCUGUAAAACUGUUAGAGUUAAGGAUACCUUAUAUGUUAGGGCCCAAUCAAAAGCAUUCCUUAUGGAGAAACUUCUUGUGUAAUUUACAAUUGUAAUAAACAAAAAUUAUUAAAGCAAAAUAAAAUCAGGAUACAUGAGAACACUGUAUACAUUCUUAUAACCUGAUACUUUAUUCACAGAGGAAAACCAUUUAAAGUAUACCUGAUCUAAGUGUCAUGUUUUUGUAGGUAUCUACAAUAUUAUAAGUAUUUUAUUGGACUCAUGCCUUUAAAACACAUGGUUAUAAUUUCAGGUUGUAUUUCAUGCAAAUUAAAGCUUUUUGUCUUGAUUACGAAAAAUAUAUCUCUACAACAAAAUAGUUUUUCUGGUUUGUUAACCAGAUGUGUGCAAAUUUACACUAAUGAAUAAAUACACUCAUGGCUAGAAAUAAGUGUGCCAGCUUUGGUUCACAGAAGUAAAAACUGACGAGGAGUAGAGAUUGUCCUAUACAGUAAAACUACUGCAGUGCUUUUGACAGAUAAUCUGUGGGAAGCAUUGAAUAUAGCACAUCAAUUUUAUUUUAUUAAAAGGAAUGAUGUUUUAGGCAUUAUAAAAUUCAAGUUGUAUUUUCUAGACUUGAAAUUUCAACAUAUUUUUUCAGUCUUCUGAGUGCAAAAUGUUAUAUAAUUGUCUUUCAGGAUAGAACUUCAAACAGGAUAGUGUUUUUGUUUGUUUUUUAAUAAUGAUUCUAUGUGCGUUUCCCAUUCUCUUGUACUCUUGUUCAAAUAGAGAAUAGAUGAGGUAUGAAUAGUCACUAUGUUAAGGUGGGGAUGUCAAAGAAGUAAUGUUUCUUUUGUGUUUGUGGCUUUAUUUCACAUUCUUGGAUUUAUAUUUACUUUUGAAAUAAAAGCUUAAAUCCAAA
This is a messenger RNA of Pogona vitticeps (central bearded dragon), 3503 nucleotides long. The record is from RefSeq and is a predicted model, not a curated record. NCBI's taxonomy places the organism in Eukaryota, Metazoa, Chordata, Lepidosauria, Squamata, Agamidae.